GACAGGGUGGAAGGAGGAGUGGCGCCCGAGAGGCGGCGCGACCGCCUGUCAGUUGUGUUCUCGUCCUCGUCAAAAGUCGGCUGUUUGUAGCUGUGACUGAAAAUCACACGGAUCCUGCGGCUGCGGACAGACCCGCGGCGACGCACGAGCGAGUCGGUCCAUCCGCCGCGCCACGCUGAGAGCCCGGUCCCUCGUGCACUCUUGACACCAAAGGACGUGUUCGGGGCACGGAGCGGCUCGGUUUCGGGUAGCCCUGGUAACCUGGUGGACACCGUUGGAUCGGGAGAUUUCCUCCGCUGCAGCAGCUGCUGGUUUCCAGGAGGCUUUACGCACGUCUGGAUGCCUUGACUGCUUCCAGGGAGCCGGGAGCCAGGAGCGGGGCUGGAGACGUCACCCAGCCCUCUGACCGCCGACAUGUCGGAGCGUGACGGAUGUGGAGAAGGGCUGUACGGCGACGGGGCGCCGGACUUCAUCCCACCGAGAGUGUCCCGCGGCCGGCGGAGCGGUGUCAUCCUGCCCGGAGGUGGAGGAGGAGGAGGAGGAGGAGGAGGCGGCGGCGGCGGCCCGGACUCGGACACCAUCCUGCUGGAGUCCGUGAAGGCAGCACCGCGCCGCAGCAGCAUCAUUAAGGACCCGUCGGUGCAGAAGGUGGGCGGAGGCAGGAAGAAGACGGUGUCCUUCAGCAGCAUGCCCUCUGAGAAGAAGGUGAGCAGUGCAGCGGACUGCUUGGCUUUCAUGCAAGGUGGGUGUGAGCUGAAGAAGAUCCGACCCAAUUCAAGGGUCUACUGUCGCUUCUACACCUUGGACACGGACCUGAGCUGCCUGCGCUGGGAGCCGUCCAAAAAGGACUCGGAGCGGGCCAGACUGGACGUGUCCAGCAUCAAGGAGGUCCGCACUGGGAAAAGCACAGAGACGUUUCUUCAUAACGGUCCUCUGUCUGAACACCUGGCCGAGGAAGCCGCAUUCUCCAUCAUUCAUGGUGACGAGUACCAGUCUCUAGAUUUGGUGGCGUUGUCAGCUGACGUGGCCAACAUCUGGGUGACGGGCUUGCGUUACCUUCUCGCCCACCCUUCGAUCAUCGGCGGGGCUGGAGGAGGGUGUGGGGUAGUGGGAGGAGGGCAGGGCGAUGGAGGCGUGGCGGUAGAAGGCAGCCUGGGAAGCAAGAUGAGGAGCGAGUGGCUGGCAGCAGAGUUCGCGCUGGUUGAUGAGGAUGGCUACGGGAUCGUAUCAGAGGAUGUGGCUGUCACCACAGUCUGCAAGCUGUGCCCUGGCAUCAAGGAGGCAAAGGUCCGCCUCCGAUUUAAGGAGAUCCAGCGGAGCAAGGAGAAGCUCACCUCCCACGUGACGCGGGAGGAGUUCCAGGAGGCCUUCUGUGAGCUCUGCACCCGACCCGACGUUUACUUCCUGCUGGUUCAGCUGUCCCAGGACCGCGAGUGCCUGGACCCUCAGGACCUCCGCCUCUUCCUGGAGACGGAGCAGGGCUUGUCCCUGGCUACGACCGAGGGCUGCUGGGAGCUGCUGAAGCGCUACGAGCCGUCGGCGCAGGGCCGGGAGCGCGGCCUGCUGGGCCUGGAUGGGUUCGCCCGCUACCUGCAGUCGCCCGAGUGUCAGCUGCUGGACCCCGAACACCUGGGGGUCUGCCAGGACAUGAACCUGCCCCUGGCCCACUACUACAUCAGUACUUCGUACCGCUCCUACCUGCUGGAUGACCAGGUCCACGGCAGAGCCGACCUCGGCGGCCUCAUCAAGGCCCUGCAGUCCGGCUGCCGGUGCCUGGAGCUGGGUGUGACCGACGGCCCCGAGGGCGAGCCUCUGCUCGGGGUCGACUAUGGGCCUGACAUCUCUCGCCACCAUCACCACCACCACCACCACUCACCCGUUACCAUCCGCUCUGCACUGGAGGUGGUCAAUAAAUACGCCUUCCUGACUUCCCAGUACCCUUUGCUGCUGUACCUGUGUCACCGGUGCUCCCCGGGUCAGCAGCGCACCAUGGCCCACCACCUGAAGAAGGUGUUCGGGUCCCGACUUUACACCCCCGAUGCCCAGCAUGUGAGUCUGGGGGGGCGUGCCACCACUCUGCCCUCCCCCGAGCAGCUGAAGGGGAGGAUCCUCCUGGUGGGGAAGAAGCUCCCUCCAGAGGAGGAGGGAUCUGACGGGGAGGUGUCUGAGGAGGACGAGGAGAUUGGAGGGGGCGGGCCCCUGGCAGGAAGAAGGAUGACCAUCCCUGGGGAGGAGGAACUGGGCGUGGUCUUGGUGGUCCCGCCUCCUUCCCAGCCCAGGAAGCUCAGCCUCCACAGGGAGCUGUCGGACCUGGUGGCUAUUGCCCGGACCAGCAGCCGCAGCUUCUACGCCCAGAGGGGAAGCUACAAGCAGACUCAGCAGCAGUCGCCCCCCAGCAGCCCUUCGUCCCCCGGCUCGCCCGUCCCCCCGGAGCUGCCUUACUGGACGAUGUGCUCCCUGGGAGAGGGAGAGGCCGGGCGGCUAACCAGUGAGAGCCCGGAGGACCUGGUGGUGUUCACCAAGCGUACCCUGACCAGGGUACGGCCCAGCUCAGUUCGCCUGGACUCCAGCAACCCCAACCCGCAGGGAUACUGGAAGGGAGGGGUCCAGCUCGUGGCCUUGAACCAGCAGACUCCGGGCGCCAUGCUGGACCUUCAUCGGGGCCGCUUCACCCAGAACGGGGGGAGCGGCUACGUCCUCCGGCCCGCCGUGAUGAGGGACGAGGUGUCGUACUUCAGCGCCCACACACACGGCUGCGUCCCAGGAGUCCCGCCUCAGACGCUGCGCAUUAAGGUGAUCAGUGCCCACAACCUGCCCAAGCCUCAGGGGUCAGGGGCCAAGGGUGAGGUCAUUGACCCGUACGUUGUGCUGGAGCUGCACGGCGUCCCGGCCGACUGUGCCGAGCAGCGGACGCGCACCGCCGCUCAGAACCAGGACGAGCCCAUGUUUGACGAGACCUUUGAGUUCCAGGUCAACAUGCCUGAGCUGGCCUUGCUGCGCUUUGUGGUGCUGGACGACGACUACAUCGGAGACGAUUUCAUCGGCCAAUACAGCGUGGCCUUCGAGUGCCUUCAGCCGGGCUACCGUAAUGUGCCCCUGCUGGGCCUGGCCGGAGACCCCUUACCACACACCAGCCUUUUUGUUCACGUGGCCAUCACCAACCGGCGAGGCGGAGGGAAGGCCCAGCGCCGCGGCCUGUCGGUGCGCAGGGUGGGCCGGCGAGGGAGGGAGUACGUCUCUCUGCGGCACACCGGCAUCAAAGCUCUGGACGAGGUCUUCAAACAAGCCGGCGGACCCCUCAAGGAGGCCACGGACCUGCGGGAGGACGCUCAGUGCUCCACCGCCGGUUUCAAGGACCAGUGUGGGCUCCCCACUGUGGCCAAACUGAAGCAGUGCAUCCAGAGCCUGGCUACGAGGCUCCAGAGCCCCGAGGGGGCCAUGGGGGCCGCCAUGGUGCUGAGGGAGGGCUACCCCUGUCUGGAGCCUCAGGUCAGCCUGUCUGAGGCGACUCGGAAGCUUCUCUCUGCCUACGACACGAUGAUCUCCGCCCAGAAGCAGCUGAUUGAGAACGCAGACGGUGUUCAGGAGAGGAUCGACCAGGUGCACAGGGAAGGAAUGGACCUCCAUGAGGACCUGUCCCGGCUCUGUGAGAAGGAGGGGCUGAAGGGACGGAAGCUGAACAAGGCGGUGGAGAGCUUCACCUGGAACAUCACCGUGCUCAAGGGUCAGAGCGACCUGCUGCGUGGAGCUAAGAUGGACUCCCUGGACGCCCUGCGGCAGCUGGCUCUGGCCUGCGAAGCCUGCGGACUCACCUCCUCCUCCUCCUCCUCCAACAGCUUCUCCACCGCCGAGCUGCACUACUCCUCCCACCCAGCGUCGGGUCGCCGGAGCAGCACUCAUGGCAACGGACGCGUCUAACACCCGCAUCUAAACACUCCGACGAAAAGAAACUCGGGGUGGGGCGGGGUUUAUGCUUUGUGGCGGAGUAUCCCUUUAAGCCGUGUGGUAGACUGAAGCCUUACUGUGGUGGUGACGGGCCGGCCAGCAGGGGGCACUCACAGAGGUGGAGCGGUGAUCAGAUCAGGGUGUUGCAGAUGAAUGUAGAGCGGCCUCAGCUGUCCAGAUCUACCUGUGUGUCCUCACUGUGCUGUCAGUGUGAGAACUGAAGACUUUCACUGCCCAACUCAUUCGCUCCCCGGUUUCUGCUUUUGUCGGUAGCUGGACCGGCAGUUGACGCUUAACGCCGAGAACAAAACCCAGUUACCGACAUCAACAUUAACCUUUAGCCACAUAACUAACCCUCUCUGUUCUGUUAGGAUUCCACUGAAAUGAAGGCGAAGCUUUCAGGUUGACAGUGCCUUGCAAAAGUAUCCAUGUUCUUGCUUUGCCACAUUCCAGCCACUCGGACGCGUUCUGUCGGGAUUACACCAGACAGAGCAACACAGAGUGAAGUGGAAGCGCAAACAUUCAAGGUUUCAGAUCCAAAGUGUGUGUUAGUGUUCAGUUCAAUGUUGAACCUUUGGCUACAUCUUAAAGUCUUCAGCGGUGUGUCUCUACCAGCUUUAGGCAUCUAGACUGAAAUUAUUCUCUAUUUAUUUUUGCAAUAUGCAUGAAGCUCAGUCAGAUCGGACGUCUCACUAAAAGAAAACAUCCAAUCCACAAAGCCAUGUUUUAUCAUGUGGGCGGUGUGUUUAGAGUCAUUUACAGUGUGGGGUAUCAGAGUACUGAUCAUAAAGGCAUACAUUUGCAAGGUACUAUAUAUAUGUAUAUUCUCCUAAGCAUUAUGUAACAUAUCAGGAAUCACUAACAAGGUUUGGAGAAUAACUGAAAUUUAACAACAGGCUGUGAAGGCAUCAUCUGGGCUGCUGGUGGAUCAGUCCACCUCUUCAUGGAAUCAUUUCGUGGUUAGCCAGAACUGCAGACCUCCAUGUGUGCUGCAGUGUGUGUGUGUGUGGAUGGUGUGUUACCUCCUUCCGUGUUUCUGGACCCGUGAGCCGACGUGACUCAAACAGAGCCGACACGUGGAGAUGCCUGCGUCUUUUUAAUGCGGUAACGUUUCUACUCUUAUAUUGUUGUGCUUUAACCAAACUCGACUCAGAACCAAACUGAACCUCACUCUAACUCGCCUCUGUGGACCAAAUGAUCGUCACAUGCCAAAACUAGAGAGUCGCAAAGAAAACAGCAAGAGGACGAUGUGUCCAAAGUGCGGAGCGGGAAUAAGUUAUGUGUCGUUCCCCGACAUCAGUUCAGUAACGGUACAAACCUGACCGCUGGAAGGACAGAAAGACAGAAAAUGUUAAGUGUACACAAAAAUUGUUUUAUUAGGCUUUUUUCUGCCUUUACAAACAUACAAACAUCCAACGACGUUCUUUUAUAAAAGUUACAUACUUCAUGUAUAGGAAGCUUUUUAACCCUCCCGCGGUCCUAAGAGACGGGAUCCAUUUGACACCGCGAGCUCUUUACCCUGUGCGCGGUCCAGCGGGGCGGCACUGACUCCGCGUGCGCUUUUACACAUCGCCUCCUGUAAUUCGUGCCAAGACGGCGAGGAGGGUUAAAGCAGAAAGCACACAACGGUGACAGCAGGAAGAAGGCGAUGGAACUCACUCCGGAUUAACUUCUGCUGGGUUGUGUUGGUCUGCAGGUGGACCUGCAGGGUCACAGCAGGGCUGUGAGCGGUAGACACAGUGACAGCACCUGCUGGUUCUGGUCUAUUAAUACCAUCCUGACUCACUGGAGGCCUGGGGUCGUGCGCUCGUGCAGCUGCGCUCGCGUCCGCCGUGAUUUCCGGCUGGCAGCCGCUGCCGGGUUUAUUUGCUCUCCGACCCAGCGAAGCGGACAAGUGUUUGGGAGACCUCCACUGAACCCGGAGCGGCGAGGCGAGGCGAGGCGAGGCGAGACGGCUUUCCAGGAGGACGGGAGGCUUCUGGAGCUCACGCAGAGCUGUUCGUCUGCAGUGUUAACCUUCCAUGUUGUGCUGGAGGCGCCCUCUGGUGGAAAACGAUGGUGGUUCACCUUCGCCGUCGAGGGAAGAUGUGUGACUGCCGGGGGGGGACAGUAAUUGGAAAAUUCCCAGUUAAAGUAGAGCUCAUUUUCAGUAAUUUUUCAGUUUAGAGAGAGGAGAAGCAAAAUGAAGUGUGACAAGUAAGAGAGAGAGGUACCGAGCAGCAGAGCCCGUGAAACGAAUGGAAUCCAAAAACAUUGAGAUCAAUGAUUUCUGGUCUGGUUUUCAUUAAGUUUCAACCUACUCAUACUAAUUUUACCUGAUGUGAGAGAAUAGUUAUUUUUAUUUUUUACCUUAAGCAGAUUAUACAGCUGCAUUUGCUAUUAGCAUUACAAACCGCUCAUAGUCUGUGUUCUCUUGAGAACAUGGACCGUUCCAAACCAAGCCUGUUAUCUGCUGAAGGAAGCUCAGUGUCAGUUCACCAAUAUGGACGCCCAAAGAAGUCAUGCUGAAGUUCAUACUGUGGACUUGGUAGCUACCAGUCAGACCUGCGUUGUGUAGCUUUCGGUCGGAGAGACGGUGAGGGAAAGAGCAAUGGAACAACGAUACUGAGAAGAAAUGCAAAGGCUUGGUGUGUUUUUGGGAAGAGGUUGUUGAAAUAAGUGAAAAAAACCUUUUAAAUUAGUUUUAUUAGUCUGAGGUCCCAGGAGUCCCAGCUUGCUUAUGCUCACUUUACCAGCAUUUUAUGUUCUGAUCCGACUCUUUCACCCCCUGGCUCCACGGCACAUCAGAACUCGUAUCAAACAGAAAAAAAACAUAAAGCAAAAUUAUUAGAAUAACCAAAUUAUUUCUGUAUGUCUUUGUCGUAUUACAAAUUUCGUGGGUUUUGGAGCAACUGAAGGAUAUACAUUGGUCAGCCAACGACAGCUGUUCAGUCUCACCGACACACUGAAGCGCCUCGGUGACGGGUAGCUGUGCAGCUAACAAGGUGAACCUAAUGUGAACCUAAUGUGAAAUAUCUCCGGUCUCCAUCAUCGAAUUAACCGCUUUUGGUAGAAACCGGUACAUUUCUACAACUCUUAUCCGUAGCAGCCAGAAUUGUUGCACUCCACCAGGAGUGGAUGCUUGGAUCUGCCAUAGUGUAACACAAUAUCUGUUGCUGGCGUAGCUACCAACAGGGUGUGAUGUCGCCUGGCGUUUCUCUUUUCAUCGUGCCAAGACUGAUGUGCCACAGUGGCAGAGAGCUCCUUCUCCGAACGACCAGUCGAUGUUCUGCUCUGUUGUAUCAGUUCAGAAUGACCAGCCAUCGUUCAGGGCGAAUACACUUUAAAAUCAGCUAAUUCUAGUUGGUGAAUCUGUAGUUUUCAAACUUUGGUUAGCUUAACUUUUCGUGUGGCUGCUGUAUGAAAGGCAGACCGAAGACAUCUGUAGCUACUUUGACCAUAAAUUCACUCAAAGUCUUUGUUUUCUCACACAGACAGUGGGCUACCAGUCACAUGUUCUCUUUGCAGUAUUUUUGAUGGAGAAAAAAAAAAAACCUUGUCUGCAGCUGAGUGCAGUGCUUUUCUGCCUCAGUGAGUGAAUAUAUUUCUGUGUUUCACCUGUAACUGACUGACGCUCCCCGAUCCCUGAGGCGCCUCACUGCCGAUCCGUAUGAAAGCAGCAGAAACUGUGAGGUCAGUCAGGUUUUUUUUUCCACCCUGGUGAGCUUCCUAUCAGCGAGAUUGUUGUGUUUGCAUUAAUGAUGUGCAGCGUUCACAACAUUCCUCUCUGCUGGUAAAAUAGGAGAUAUCUGUGUUCUCUAAAGCUCUACUUAUACACCAAUCAGCACAAAAGACGGAAGCAAUUAAAGACAUACAUUUACAAAAUUAAGGAAUAGAAACCUUUAAUAAAUGAACAAUGCAUAAACAAUAAGCAUCAUGGUCUUUGUUUUUUUUAUGAAGUUUAUUCCAGAGCUAAGGAUCAGAUUAGAUAACCCUUAGCAUAUCAAAUCUUUCUCUAUUAACUCCAGAAUUGUUGACUUAUGCAUUUCUGUAUGAAACUAGAUUUUCUAACUCUUUAAUUUCAUGAAGCCAAAUACUGAGUCACUGUAAAUGAUGAUUCUGCAAUAACACAAAAAUAUGAAGCUGCAUGUCAUCAGCACAGACAGAGAUGCUGUAAUAUUGCAUAAUCUAACCUUAGAAAUUGAAUACAAAAAUAACCCAAGAACCCAGAGGAACCCCACAUCUGGUUCAACUCCAAAAUUUUAAUUAUAAAUCCAACGUUUAUGAUCGGGCACGUGAACGGCAGUGCCGAGGUUAAGUAAUGUAUUAAUAUGCAGUGAAGAACAUGUAGAUUUGUCAUUUAGGGUAGUGAGGGAGUCCAGUCUCGGGGCUGUUUUAAGCCGAAGACAUUUACAGACAAAAAUGCAUUUAUUAAUUAAAACAAAACUGUACUUGGCCUCUGCCAAAAAUGUUAGAUUAGAUGUGAACCUGUCUCUCUUUAUUGGGUCAUUAUUGGGCUUCUUUAAGUGACGUUUGAUCACUGCAUGUCAGACCUCACAAAAAUUAGACUAAUAUUGAUGAUGUUGAUCAUGUUGAUGGCUAUUGACCUUGUUAUUGUGCUGGAAAAUGCAAAUCUGUUCUCUCACAACACACACACAGACAGACAGAUGGGAAGCACAUCAGGCUGAGUGUUGUGAGGAUGAGAUCGGGGUGCCGCAGCCUCUCUGUUAGCCGCGUGUCUUCUGGACUCGCUCUGAUUGUGUUCUUCAAUGUGCUGUACGACGACACAUCUCUGUGCAGACUCGUGCUCUAAUAGACUCACUGGACCGUGGUGUGUAGCUGCCAUCGUGCUGUGGACCAACGUGGGUGAACUUUUGGAAAUGUGUAACGGUUUUUAGUCUGUGUGUCGCCGUGGCCUCUGCAGGUGUUUGUGUCGACCCGUGUCUACUCUGCUGACCUUUAAUCCAGUGUUGUUCCCUCCGCUGUUCUCACAGUUCGUUUUUUUUUUUUUUUUGUAUAAUUAAAGAAGAAAAA
Messenger RNA from Poecilia latipinna (sailfin molly), 8958 nucleotides. It is a transcript of the gene plcl1, whose product is annotated as phospholipase C like 1. The coding region runs from base 415 to 3918 and encodes 1167 amino acids. The transcript is spliced from 13 exons. NCBI's taxonomy places the organism in Eukaryota, Metazoa, Chordata, Actinopteri, Cyprinodontiformes, Poeciliidae. The record is from RefSeq and is a predicted model, not a curated record. Gene Ontology annotation, biological process: phosphatidylinositol-mediated signaling; release of sequestered calcium ion into cytosol; phosphatidylinositol metabolic process. Gene Ontology annotation, molecular function: phosphatidylinositol-4,5-bisphosphate phospholipase C activity.